CGAGAGGAGAGAGAGAGAGAGAGAGGCCGACACACACACACACACACACACUAUGUUGCUGACGCCUGUCCGCGCCUGAGGUCGGGGCUGAGGGAAGGAACCAGAGGCCGCCAUGAAGAAACAGUUCAAUCGGAUGAAGCAGUUGGCCAGUCAGACCGUGGGCAGGGCCGAGAAAACUGAAGUGCUGAGUGAUGACCUGCUACAGAUUGAGAAGCGCAUAGACACCAUCCGAGUGGUCUCCCACAACACCCACAAGAGGCUGCUCACUUGUUUGCAGGUGCCUCAAGGCACAGAGGUGGAAAAACGUCAUAAAAAAAUACCUCUGAUGGGCCUGUCCCAGUGCAUGCAGGAAGGAUUCACAUCUAUGGGGGAUGACUCACUUAUUGGGAAGUUGCUGGAAAUCUGCAGCGAGGCUGAAAGUAAGCUGGCCUGGGAGCUCGCCCAGCACGAAGUCCAGAUCGAGAAGGACGUCCUUGACCCGUUUUCCUCGCUAGUGGAGGUUGAUAUUCCCAACAUUCAGAAGCAAAGGAAGCAGCUGGCGAGACUAGUCCUGGACUGGGACUCGGCCAAAAUAAGACACUAUCAAAUGCAAAAAACGUCAUUUUCGGGAGCAAAUAUCCAAGCUGUGGCGGCCAAGGUGGACUCGCUGCGGGAGGAGAUGGAAGAAGCUGGGAACAAGGUGGAGCAGUGCAAGGACCAGUUAGCUUCCGACAUGUAUAAUUUCACGUCUAAGGAAGGUGAUUAUGCCAACUAUUAUGUAACGUUAUUAGAAGCACAAGCUGAUUACCAUAGAAAAUCAUUAGCAGUGUUAGAGAGAGUCCUCCCUACCAUCCACACACAGCAAGAAACGUGGACAGAGAAGCCGGCCUUUGGCACAGCGCUGGAGGAGCAUUUACAACGGAGCGGGCGCGAAAUUGCACUGCCCCUGGAGGCCUGUGUAAUGAUGCUGCUGGAGACAGGGAUGAAGGAAGAGGGGCUGUUCAGAAUCGCCGCUGGAGCCUCGAAGCUGAAGAAGCUGAAAGCCGCGUUAGACUGUUCCACCUCACAGCUCGAGGAGUUUUAUUCUGAUCCACACGCUGUGGCAGGAGCCUUGAAAUCCUACCUGCGGGAACUGCCGGAGCCACUGAUGACAUAUCAGCUGUACGAGGAGUGGAUUCACGCUGCAGGGCUCUCAGACCCGGAGAGGAAGCUGCAGGCGCUUUGGACAGUCUGCAACAAACUGCCCCAACCCAACCACACCAACCUGAGCUAUCUUAUAAAGUUCCUGGCAAAACUGGCCCAGAACAGAGAUAUCAACAAGAUGACUCCCACUAACAUCGCCAUCGUGUUGGGGCCCAACCUCCUGUGGGCGAAAAGCGAGGGAACGAUGUCAGACAUGACGGCCGCCACCUCUGUACAAGCAGUGACUGUGAUCGAGCCCAUCCUGCACCAUGCUGACUGGUUCUUCCCAGAUGAAAUCGAUUUCAACAAGUCGGGGAUGUUCAGCCCCAUGGCUCCGGCCUCUCUAAACAGCGAGUGUGAGAGCGGCACGUUGGAGAGGAAGAGGCCGGUCAGCCUGCCGGCUGCUGAGGAUCCUGGAAAGAAAGACGGCCUGAGUCUAAAGCUUCCAGAUCAGGCGCCGAAUGCUCGCAGGAUUAGCACUCUGGGCAGGAAGCACAUGUCCCCGUCUGUCCUCCCGCCCCCACCGCCAGGGGAGGCUCUUAGUCUAACAGACCCUUCACUCCCGGGCUCCGAGCCUGACCCUGUCCCAGCGGCCUGCAGUGUGCCCCCUGCUGGCAGUGCCUUAGAACUGCAGCCACAAGAAACAACUGAACCCAGUUCAGCCAAGUCCAAAGAUGCUGGGAGCACUCCACCACUAGUGAGGAACGCCAGCGCAGGGCUGGGCAUGGGGACCGGGCACGGGCAGCUCGGUGCCCCCCCUAGCACGGGCACAGGACCCAGCCCACACGUCACCCGCAGAGCCACAAAAAAGCCUGCUCCAGCUCCUCCGAAGACAUCAAACCCUCCCCCCGGCCAGCCAGCAGGACAAGGAGCUAAUCCUCAGCCUGGGGGGCAAUCUGGGGGCCUGAGUCCCGGACAGCCCGUCGUACAGCCACGCAGACAUUCCAGCAAUCAAACCUCCAUCCACGCCCCCAGUCACCCCCCGCCCCAGCCCCCAGCUCAGGGGCGGGAGCAGGGCUCUCACAGCCCUCCGGGCACCCCCACAUCCCCCGGGAUCCCCACAUCCCCCGGGAUCCCCACCAUAGGAGCACACAGCUCUGGCUACCAGUUUGUACAGGACCCACCUGCCCACCCCUCACUGCCCAGCCCGACUGGCAGCUUGCAGCGACCUCGCCCCACGCCCAAGCCACGGAUCCGCCCCACUAUCCGUCCCCCACCACAGCCCGCUCUGCCCUCCCCCACCCCCUCCCUCACCACAGACCACCUGCUGGCCGGCACGUCUGCUACAGCAUCAAAAAUAGUUACCGGUUCUGAUAGCGUGCAGCGGGAGCAGGACUCUGAUCGCUCGGGCUCUGCAGGGGCGACGACAGACAAGGACCUGGGAGCGCAGGAGCUGGAGAACGGCUUGGAGAGCACAGCUCUGUGAAGAGCCUCCAGCGUGGUCUGUACCUGAACCCCAGCUUCUCACUGCUGCUCUACUGCGGAAACGCCAAAUGCAAAACCAAAUCCAAAGCAAGUUUCUUGGUUCCGUUGCCCUGGAUGUUGACAUUGGGUGGGAACUGUCUGAGAGCUUGGCAAUGCCACUGACCUCUUCACUUUGCAUGUGAGGCUCUGCCUGCACUGUUGAUCUGCGGUGUGAGGUGUACUGCACACAGACUGCGGGAUAACAGUCUCUCUCUCUCGGCUGGUCACACUUCUAUAAGUGCCUUGUGUAGCUGUCACCUUGCCUCUGCAGAGAAACUCACUGUGGUUCUCUUUCCUGUGUGUUUAUUUCUCUUUAUUUGUUAUUGUUGUGCUCUGGGAGCCGAGCUCCGUGUUACGAGUUAAUUAUUCCUGUGUUCAGCUCUGCAGCUGCAGGACAAUGGUACUGAAACGGUCAGUUUGUACACACUGGAGUCUAAAUCACGGCAACAUGUAAUGGGGGGCAGACCGCUCUGUAACCAGGGAGACGUCAACCCAGCCCACGGGAACUGCAGCGAGAGCGAAUGGAAGAGAGUUCCCAUGAGUUGGCGUGACAUAUGUCUGGAGGCCAGUCAUUUACGGGCCUUGUUUCUAUCCUUAAUGCAGAGUGAAGGGGGGGCGGGAGGGGAGAGUGAGGGUGGGG
Molecule: messenger RNA, 3265 nt
Organism: Callorhinchus milii (elephant shark)
Lineage: Eukaryota; Metazoa; Chordata; Chondrichthyes; Chimaeriformes; Callorhinchidae
Gene: arhgap17a
Product: Rho GTPase activating protein 17a
Exons: 20
Coding region: 113-2587 (824 amino acids)
Biological process (GO): signal transduction; regulation of actin cytoskeleton organization; regulation of Rac protein signal transduction
Cellular component (GO): intracellular anatomical structure; cytosol; cytoplasm
Molecular function (GO): protein binding; GTPase activator activity
Source: RefSeq, a predicted model, not a curated record